GCAUUACGGAAGUUUCUCACCGACACGCCGAGCAGGAGACAACCGACUAACAACAAACAUCAACGGUUACCCGCAGCAUCCAGCCGCCUCUCUCCGCCGGUCCCUCACUGCUCGGUUUAGCAGGAGCAGCUCCUCACCGGACGUUGUUCGCUGCUUCUGUUCGCUAAUGUAAAUCAUUUUAUUCACGUCCCCCGGCACUUGUUGUGGUUUCACGUCUGCCCGAGAUGACGAGUUACAAGGCGUUUCAUGCUCAGUUGACGUCCAUCAUGGAGGCGCUGGCCAAAGCGGCGGUGGCGGAGAUCUGCGAGCUGGUGGAUGACAGCUACGCCGUGUUGCAGCUGGAGAUCACCCGGAGCCACAAGGAGAACGAGGCGCUGAGGAGGAAGCUGGAGCUGAUCGAGAGCAUCAUCUCCCGGGGACACCGGGGGAACGUCGCGAUGCUGGAUUUCGGCGGGCAGGAGGCGGCCGGUGGGGGGCUGACGGAUUUCACUAUCGAGCGUGCCUUACCAACUGGAGUGGGGGCCAAACAGCCAAAAGCAAAUCUCAAAAGAAGUGGAAUCGUCCCCAUGUUGGAGGCGAAGACAGACCCGACCCCUGCAGCCAACGAGGAUUCUCCGUCAGUAGCUGCAGAGGAGCCAAACGAUCAAGAUGUUGUUUUGAUAAAGGAGGAAACCGCAAAAGAGGAAGUGAACGGCAGCGACGCCACAGACGAGCUGCUUCUCAACGAGGACGGAAUGGAGGUGCAGCGCUCGGACGCAGAUGACAGCGAGGAAGGACCCUCCGGGAUGAUGAGCUCCACCUCAGCGGCCGACAUCAGGCUGUGGGAUCAGAACAGUAACGGGCCGUCCGAGCAUCAACAAUCCCACGGUGUGCCGGGGUCUCCGGGCCCCACAGGGGGCGCCGAGAGCAACUCUUCAGACGUGGUGUUUGACUUGGCCUCGGAGUCGGACUGUGAAGCGUCGUCUGCAGUCCAGACGAGGAAGCCGUUCCUCUUCGGGCCCGGAGGGAGUCCCACCUCCCUGCCUGGGACCUCUGAGCUGAAGCGGAGCGUGUCUCUGAUCAGCUCCCUCCCCUACGACACAGAGCUGGAUCUGUGCUCCUCGUGGACCAAUCAGGGCCUGCCGAGCAUGGUCCCUCACCGGCCGACGCUCCUGGACAAAGUGUCAGACCUGAAUGCUGCAGGUUUCCCCUUAGCGCUCGGUCUCGGCGGAUCCAGACUGGACCCGCUGGAUCUGAACAGGUACUGCAGGGACAGGCGCUUCGUCUGCAGCUACUGCGGGAAAUGCUUCACGUCGUCACGGAGCCUCGAGACACACGUGCGCGUUCACACGGGCGAGCGGCCGUACAGCUGCGCUCAGUGCGGGAAGCGCUUCACGCAGUCGGGACACCUGAAGACGCACCAGAGCGUCCACACCGGAGAGCGGCCGUUCGCCUGCGAGCACUGUGGGAAAAGGUUUGCCGGGAAGCAGAACCUGAGGAUCCAUCAGCAGAAACACCAUGCAGCUGAGCAGAGUGCUGCUCCGGUUUAACUCGACAGGAAGUAUGCAACACAAACACUGUCAGAGCCGAACGCUGUGGUGUGACCAGCUGAAAUAUAUGCACUCGUGGUGCUGUAAGGCGCUGAGGAGAUCUGAACUGUGAUAGACCAGAACCUUACUGCUGUUACUGAACUUCUAAUUUAAAUAGAUAUUUUUUACGCUGAAGGCCUUUUUUAAAAAAAAGGUGUUUUUAGAAGAAUGGGUGCUUUUAGAUUGAAAAAACGAUCAAUAGUUAUGACUGUUUUCAUUUUGUCAGGCCUUACAUAUUUAUAACCAUCUCAACUGCCUUGCUAGAGACCUGAGACGAAGCAAAAUGGGACCACGUCCUGAUCCAGAUCAAUUCUUACCUCAAAAAGAACGUGGGCCGUUUUGGGUCCGCUUCAGUACUUUAGGCUCGAGCUGCCUGGUGAAAGUGAUUCCUGAAGAGAGCCAACACCUGUAAGAAGCAUGUGAGUGUUCAUUGGUUGGUGUAUAUCUGGAAUUAAAAGAGUGUGCCAUCUUGGAUGAA
Molecule: messenger RNA, 2046 nt
Organism: Siniperca chuatsi (mandarin fish)
Lineage: Eukaryota; Metazoa; Chordata; Actinopteri; Centrarchiformes; Sinipercidae
Product: zinc finger and SCAN domain-containing protein 2
Exons: 4
Coding region: 225-1529 (434 amino acids)
Biological process (GO): regulation of transcription by RNA polymerase II; central nervous system development
Cellular component (GO): nucleus
Molecular function (GO): RNA polymerase II cis-regulatory region sequence-specific DNA binding; DNA-binding transcription factor activity, RNA polymerase II-specific
Source: RefSeq, a predicted model, not a curated record